CGUAUCAGCCGCGGAGAACCGGACAACUGUUACCCCCAAUACCCGGCCACGUCUUCCCGCCUCCCGCAGGAUGAGUGUCGGCGCUCCGAGAGGCCUGGCCAGCUCGGGACAGAAGCCCAUCAUGGAGAUCCUCCACCCGCUGUCCGCCGCCGAGGAGCCGCUCUCCCCGGGGCCAGAUGUCACCGUCAACGUUGGAGGGGACAAGGAAGCGGUGCUGACCAACGGCACGCCGGUGGAGACGUCGAGUCCUGCCUCGGCGUCCUCGCUGUUCAACAGGCUGCAGCUGGACGAUGACCUGGAAGCAGACGCCCGGGACCCUUACGCCUCCAUGGAAACCCGUGACCUUUUUGUCACAGUGGACGACCCAAAGAAACACGUGUCCACCAUGGAGACCUACAUCACCUACAGAGUGUCCACCAAGACAUCACGGAUAGAGUUUGACCUGCCAGAAUACUGCGUGCGACGUCGCUACCAAGACUUUGACUGGCUGAGGAUCAAGUUGGAAGACAGCCAGCCGACCCACCUCAUCCCGCCGCUGCCAGAGAAGUUUGUGAUGAAGGGCGUGGUGGACCGUUUCUCGGAGGAGUUCGUGGAGACAAGGAUGAAAGCUCUAGACAAGUUCUUGAAACGAGUUGCAGACCAUCCCGUCCUCUCCUUCAACCCGCAUCUAAACGCCUUCCUGUCUGCCAAGGACCUGAACAAGCGUCAGGGUCUCGCCCUGCUGACCAAAGUGGGUGAGUCGGUGAAGCACGUGGCCGGAGGCUACAAGCUGCGGGCGCGGCCAGCCGAGUUCUGCGCCAUGGGAGAGUACCUGGACACCUUCAGCCAGAAACUGGGAACCAUCGACCGCAUCGCUCAGAGGAUCCUCAAAGAGCAGUCAGAUUUUGCAGUGGAACAUGACAAUCCCUCAGUAUCGCCUGUGAGGAAAGAGAGAAGGUUCUGCUGUGAUCUGAUUCCCAGUGCAGCAGUGUCUUCAUCCACAGAGUACCUAACAGAGCUGCGAGAGUACGGCACUGUGUACUCCAGCUGGGCGGGGUCAGAGGAGGAGCUGCAGCGCCCCCUGGAGGGCGUGGCCGGCAGCGUGACAACGUGCUGCGGAGCGCUGGAGGAGCUGAGUGACAACAUGAGCCAGGACUUUCUGCCAGUGCUCAGAGAGUACGUCCUCUACAUAGAGUCCAUGAAGAAUGUUUUGAGGAAGCGGGACCAGAGCCAGGCGGAGUACGAGGGGCGACUAGAAGCAGCCGUAUUGCGCAAACAGGAGGACAGAACGCCUAUACCGAUGGAGGUGGAGAAAUGCCAGGACAAAGUGGAAUGUUUCAACGCUGACCUGAAGGCGGACUGGGAGCGCUGGCAGGGCAACAAGAGACAGGACUUCAAACAGCUUCUCACCGGCAUGGCCGACAAAAACAUCAACUACUAUGAAAAGUGCCAGGCAGCGUGGGAGUCGCUCAUAACUCUCCUCCAGGACAAACAGACUGAGGACAAAACGAGCGAGACGAACUGAAACAUCACCUCAUGUCCCUGGCCCUUAUCUCUCGCUCUCUCUCUCUCUCUCUCCCUCUCUGUAUCACACUCACACUCAUGCCAAGGAAAAGGACCAACCGGGCAGCAGACUGGAACUGCUGGACUUUUGCCCCUGUUCUCUCUUCAGAUGAUUGUACGGAGGGGGAGUCGUCUCUCUCUCGACGAUCUGACCUGCAAAAGAGGUAAUGAACGGUGCGUUCAAGGACAGCAGCGAAAGAGGAGAGACCUACUAUGUACAGACUUUUUUUUUUUUUUUUUUUUUUUUGUCAUUGUUCUUAUUGACUUUUUCUACUUCAUAUUUCCAAUUAACAGUCGGUUGCCAAUGCUAUUUGUGUUUAUUUAACUGCGGUCUCAGAGAGGCGCUUUUUCUUUCUGUUCUCUCCAUGUUCAUGUUGAGCCAAAUGUGAAGGAUAACUCUUCAGCCUUGCAGAAAACAGUUUUUGAAGGCAGAUACAGAAAUUUUGAGUGGGUGCGAAGUAUCUUAAAUUAAAGUAAAACUAUUUGGAGCAUCCCCAAGAUUUCUUUCCCUGUCAGGUUGUGAAAGCCAGUGAAAACGGUAGACGGCUAAACUCUCCACUGAAACAAGACUUUUUCAUCUCUUAAAGGCAUCAUAUUGACUGUAAAUAAGAAACCAAUAUUUUAUACUUAACAAUCGUCUCAUAAUUUUUUUUUUGUGUUUUAGCCCAUAAAAUCUUGUAUUUGUAAUUACUGUUGACCCAUUUUCCAAAAGUUCAUAAGCUUUACAGUUUUCCUAAUUUCCUUCUGCAAACCAUUGUUACUAAGAAAAAUCAUCUUACAGAGACUUGAAUUUGCUGUGGCAUCAGAGGUUCACAACGUGUCCCUGCAGGCGGCGCAGCGACCUCAGUAGAGAAGCCUCUGUUAGUUCUACAAAGGGAAACUUUAAACUUUUUUUUUUUUGGGCUAUUUUUGCUCCACACCUUAACAGAUAAGUAGACAACGAGGCAAAGCUGCAUUUGACAGUGACGGCACAGGUGUGGGUGUCUGAGUUGAAUGUCGAGCCUGAUUUGGUUAUACUUUUGUGUUUUGAGUGCAAUGCAGCAGCGCCAUCUGGUGGUCAAACUGCUAAUAGCUUUCAUCCUUUUGCAACUGGUGGCUGAACAGUGUGCUGCCAAAUGUAUGUGCUGUUGCGACUUCAGCUCUCUUCUAGAAGCAAAGGCUUUAACUCAGCUGGGGAUGCUAAAUGGCUCACCGGGCAGAUUUACCCAAUGAAAAACACACAGAGGAAGUGGAAGGUGAAGACUGUAUCGGUACACUUUUACUUUAUUCUCUUUAAGCAAGUGAAAAAAAUCAGGUGUCGAUGCUUUUGAAGAAUGUUUUCGAGUCAAAUGUUAUUUUCUUGCCGUAAUCUGCCUCAGUGACUCUCAUUUACAUCAUAUCUCUGAAACAAAAACAUCAGGAACACAUGGCUUUAUCACACCGCAUUAAUAGAAUUAUAUCUUGUUUUUUUAGAAAAGUUUAUCUUCAGUGCUUAAAAAUGUUGAUGUUGCUGGCUUACAGAGAAACAAACAGCAUUUUUCCGGCAUGUCUCUUCCUGUUCAUAUUUUCUUCUUUUGUGGAAUAUCUGCUGUUUCAUGUAAACACCUGAGGAAUUGGAUAAAGUGGUGCUUAAAAGAGUUUUCUGAAGGCUUCUCGGGCCGGAGCCAGACAUUUUUAAAAACUACAUUUUGAGUGCUACAGCCUCUAGUUUAAAAGUUAAUGCUACUUCUUUUAAGUAAACAAUUUAUUUCUCCUAGUAUGAAUCUAAAUGACUCAGAAAUGUGGACAUAAGCUUUGCAGUUUGGUUCUGUUGAAGCCUCUGACCUAGUCUGCUUAGCUGUGACUCACGGGAAACAUUUUAAGGGUGUAGCAGCAGCAGCAGCAUGUAUGACCAAGAGCUUUUUUGUGUCACACUGGUUUCCUCUAUUUGAAAAAAAAAAAAAAAAAAAAAAAAAAAAAAGUUUUGUGGCUCAAAUUGUUGCUGAAGUGGACGAGCCUUGAAGGAAAUUCACUUUUUUUUUCUUUGCUACUUUGCUGAACCCUCAUUUAUUAAGUGACCGCUUUUUUUUUUUACUAAGAUGUAUUUUGAGCAUCCAGAGAGUUACUGUAGGUUGACAGUAAUGUCAUUAGUGGCGUUGCUGAGUUUAGCAUUAUUCCCUCCCAUAUAUAAAAACUUAAAGCGUUUUUAUCCCCCCCCCCACUGUCCUCAGCUGUAUCGCUACAUUGUUACAUUCAGCAUUAAGUAGCGAAAAUAAAUGAUUUUGUGGCAGAGAUAUCACAUUUUGUAGCCUCAUAAACAGGGGGAAACAUUUAUUUUUCAGUCAGAUGUGUUAAUCACUUCUGUUUGAAGAAGAGUUUUGUUUUAGUGUUCUUUUAUUUAUUGACAGCAUUUUCAGAAAGGUGCUGAUUUUGGGCAGUGACGUAGCAAAAUGACCAUAAUCUCAGCUUUUUUAAUGCUUCUUUAAAACACAAAUCUCCUUUUUGUUUUCUUUCUUUUUAAAUGGUGCCCUAUUAUCUGAUCAUUUUUGGAGGCCUCUUCAUUUUCGCGCUGAUGCCACUUUACUGAGGCUGCUCUCAGUGUAGCCAAAUGCGAGUGCUGUAAGACGGCGAUGAGAUGAAGUGACUGCGUCUGCUUGUUUUAGGUCUUUGUCAGUUUUUUUUAUUUUUUUUUAUGGUCGUCAUUCCCCUUGAGCUCUAAAAGCAUGAAGCAGCCACUGCUUCCUCUUACUGCCAGAAAUCAGGGAAGUGAUUCAUGAAGAAUAUUGUAUUUUUAAUUGUGCGUGCUGAAUGCAGCCAGUUAGCCGGAGCAGGAAGAAUAGCUGUGGUCCAGUGUUUAGGCAGCCACAGCAGACAGUACUAUGGAUGCACUGAUGCUAGAAGGCUAAAUUCCUCUAUUUGUAUAUCAGAAUACCAAAAUAUUAAAAUCCUGUAAGAAGUGUUUCACGUAUACUGUAGAAGAAGACCUCCAUUUUUAUCCUUAAACCACUUCUUUAAAAGCACAGUUACUCUAUAAUAUAGGGUUUUGCUCAUUUUACAUCCUUCUUAUGUUCAAUGUCACAAGUUAUCAAAACAAGCACCACAACUAAAGAUAUUUUAAGGUAAUGCACUGAAACGAAGCAAAGUUAAAGGUACCCUUGUAGAGUUUUUAACCACUAGUAGUGCUGUGGAGAGGGCAUCUGACUUGAUUUCUACAUCUUUCCAGCAAAAAUAAACUGUUCACUGUAACCCAGGUACAUUUUAUUAUAUUGACUUGAUAAACAACUGAGGAACAGGAAAUGUAGCAAACAUGAUAAAACUAAAAGAAUAUAAUAAUGGAAUAACUCUGAUCACUCUUUACUUUGUAGAUCUGUUUUGUUUACUGGAUUGUUAACAGCGGAGCACUGUGAAUCGUUGCUAUCGGGGCAGUGAUUUAAAAAAAUAAGAGGCAUCGGUGCAUCUGUAGACUUUCUUGCUCUCUGGUGUAAAUGAAGUAACAGUACUGACCUGAUGAAGUGACCUGACCUUGAGCAUGCACAAGUUCUGAGGUCACUCAGACUUGACUGAAAUUUCUUUUUGCUCUAAUGGCAAUAUUCUGUAUAUUCAAUAUACUCCAAUGUACAGCUGAAUUAUAUACGGUACAGCUGAGUCUAUUUUUGUAUGAUAAGAAGAUCAUUGUUGGGGUUCCACUGAGUAUGUGAAGAUUAAUACAUUUUAGAAGGAGUUUUGGAGAUUUGUGGUAACAAUGCAAGUCUUGCAUAACCAAAAUAUGAGGUAUGAAAAAUGUUAUUUUUAUUUUUGAUGCUCAUUGGAACCUUGAUGACAGUUCUCAAAUGAAUUUACUUCUCCUUAUUCAUAGCCAUUGUAAAAGCCCCAUCUUAUACUGUGUGCCUGCUGAUUUAUUGUUGCACUAUAUACGAAGCUCCACCCCCCUGGCAGAAAAGUCUGCUUAAAAAAAAAAAAAUUGAACAAAAACUAAAUUUGGUUCAGACAUAUUUUUUGUUUGUUUGUAAUAUUCUGUAAUAUUAAGAAGGCAUUGCCUGCACAGCUAAUUCAGGUUAACUCAGCAAACAGGGACGACUAUGAUAGCUACCAAUGUACAAGCCUAUAAAACGGGGAGAAUUGUGUUUUUUUUUUUUUUUUUUUUUUGGUUUUGUGUGUGUGUGUGUGUGUGUGUGUGUGUGUUGGGGGGUGUUUUGUUUUUCUUUAAUGUACAAAUCAAAUAUUUUUAAGCCAAAUGUCCCCGUCUUUUCCUCCUGUCUUCCUCACGAACAUUCACAUAUGAAGUGAGAAUCUGAUUUGCGAAACAGGAAGAACCUGACCAAUCAAACCUGUACGAAAGGUAGAAAGUCAGACGACUUAUGAGCGUGUGAAUCUCAAGCUUCAGUCUUUUUAUUUCUGUUCCUCCCCAGUGUGUACUGUUUACGUUCAGAGUCCGUAUUGUACAUUUGGAUGUGAAUAACAUCUCGUUGUAAUUAUAAAUAAGCUUGUAUAUUGAUGUUGUUUUUGAUGCAAUUUAUCUUUACCUCAAAUGAUCUUUUGGAUAUAUCGGACCAAUAAUAAAAAGAAAGAAUUCAUUUGA
Seriola aureovittata is the source of this 6079-nucleotide messenger RNA. RefSeq names its product sorting nexin family member 30 (gene snx30). Bases 71 to 1504 code for a protein of 477 amino acids. The record is from RefSeq and is a predicted model, not a curated record. Gene Ontology annotation, molecular function: phosphatidylinositol binding. NCBI's taxonomy places the organism in Eukaryota, Metazoa, Chordata, Actinopteri, Carangiformes, Carangidae. The transcript has 10 exons.